CUGUCUCUCUCUCUCCGUCUCUCGUCUAUCACCCACUCCCCUCUCUUCUCCCUUUCUCUCUCCUCUCUGUCUCUUUUCUAUCUUCUCUCCGUUUCUCUCUCCUCUUUCUCGCCUCACUCACUCCUCUCUAUCGGUUUGAAGGUGGCGGCGGCGGCGGCGGCAGCAACGAUGGAGAUGGGCGUUGGGACCAAAGCAAAUCCCAGAAAUUGGUCAUUCCAGGUAGUUUCUGGCCCUGCUGAGCAUCCAAAUUUCACAUUUCUGGACUGCAUCAACUUGGGUGAUUUUCAACCUCAAGUUCUCAUUGAAAUCUGGAUUUUUGCCACCGCCUUUAAUGAUUCUAGCUGAGAGAGUCUCAUCUGGGUUAUAAUCAAGAGAAAAUUUUGCAUAGACAUCUUGGUUAUCAUAGAUACAUAUGUUGUGAAAGUUUCUAGCAUGAUGAACAUAAAUGUCAAGAAUCCCUGAAAACUCGGAUUUAUCAUCAGAAUGAUGACUUAUUCUGUUUGAACUUGGGUUAUAACGGAACCCAGUGGUUUGAUUGAAUGAAUCCAUUGCAAUAGUUGUAUUGUAAAAUGGUAUGAUAUGAUUGGUAAAGUAGUUUUAAAAUGAUAAAAUGAGAUAUUUUUUUUGAAGCAGACGUAUGUGAAGGUGGGCCCUCUGAGACAACUUAGACUUAAUCUCUGCGUGGAGUAAGAACAUUGGUUUCUGAAAAAUAUCUCAUUUUACCGUUUCAAAAGCUAUUAAUUUGAUUGCACUUCCAGGUCUUGACUGGAGCAGCCUACAUCUGUUUACUGGGUCUCUUCUCCAGAAUCAACAAAUUGCUCUUUCAUCAGUAGUCUCUUUGUGUUUGUGUUUGUGUUUGUGUUUGUGUUAUCAGUCAAAAAGAGUUCCUUUUCUUGAUUAUCAAAAAAAAUCAAAAAUCAAAACGAGUUCCAUUUCCAAUUAUGGCUCGGGCUCUUGUUUCUACCAUCAUUGACCAGCUUGGUUCACUCAUUGCUUCAGAGUUCAAGGACCGGCUUGGUUCACUUUUUGCUUCAGAGGUCACGUCCAUUGUAAAUGUCGAGGAAGAAGUCGAAAAGCUUAAACUCAAAUUCCAAGCAAUCCAGGCAAAGCUCGACGAUGCAGAGGAAAGGCAAGUGAAGGAGAAAGCUGUGAAGCUUUGGUUAGAAAGGCUCAACGACGUAUCCUACGAGAUGGCUGACGUGUUGGAUGAGUGGAACACAGCCAAGAUCAAAGCAGACAUUGAGAAAGAAGAAGAAGCUGAAACUAGUACCGCUAAGAGGAGGAAGGUAUUGUCCCUAACCAACUUGAAUUCCUCAGUUUCUACUGUUUCUCAGCAUCGUGAUAUUGCUCUUAAGAUAAAGAAAAUUACUGAAAAGUUAGAUGAGAUUGACAGAGAGGGAGAUAUGUACCAGUUUGUACUGACUAGUGGCAAUGAAGAAGUUGUGAGACCACCAACUGAUUCCCACGUUGAUGUUUCGAACAUUCUAGGUCGUGAUAAGGUUAAGGGUGAUCUAGUGAACAUGCUAUUGGGCAGGGGUAAUGAAGAAGAAAGAAGCCCACAUGUCAUCUCUUUAGUGGGCAUGGGCGGUGUUGGAAAAACCACUCUUGCUCAACUAGCCUAUAAUGAUAGUGAGUUGAAUUCGGCCCAUUUUGAGAAAAAAGGGUGGGUUUGUGUUUCUGAUCCUUUCGAUAAGUUUAUGGUUGCCAAAGCAAUCGUUCAAGCUUUUGGAGGUGAUGUCUCCAACAUUACUCAAUGGUCAAGUCUAAUGGAUAAAAUGUGUGAAACGAUUCAGGGAAGGAAGCUUUUUCUUGUCUUUGAUGAUGUGUGGACUGAAGACUCUAUGUUGUGGGAGCCAUUCAGGCUUGCACUCCAAAAUGUUGCCCAAGGCAGUAGAAUUCUAGUCACUACACGUAAAAGUGAAGUUGCAGAUGUUAUGGGAAGUGCAAAAAGGAUCAAUUUGGAGGAAUUGUCUGAUAAUGACUGCUGGUCGAUUUUUAGUACAAUAGCAUUUUUUGGCAGGGAUUUUGAGCAACGUAAGGAUUUAGAAGAGAUUGGUAGGAAAAUAUCAGACAAGUGCAAAGGCUUGCCCCUUGCUGCAAGGACUCUAGGGAGUCUCAUGCGCUGCAAGAGUCACAAGGAACAGUGGGAGAUGGUUUUUUGUAGUAGAUUGUGGGAAUUACAAGACGUUGAAAGAGGUCUUUUUGCACCAUUGUUACUGAGUUAUUAUGAUUUGCCCUCACCACUGAGACGGUGUUUCUCAUAUUGUGCUGUCUUUCCAAAAGAUUAUGUCUUUUCUGAAGAAGAUUUGGUAUCUAUGUGGAUGGCACAAGGUUAUAUUAAGUCAAAUGCAAACAUGGAGAGAAUUGUGGCAAGAGAAUACUUAGAAAUUUUACUCAUUCGCUCUCUGUUCCAAGAUUUUAGGGAUUAUGGAUAUAAAGAAAAUAUUAUGAGGUUCAAGAUGCAUGAUAUAGUGCAUGAUUUGGCACAAUUCAUGGCAAAAAAUGAAUGCAUCACAAUCAAUGGUUACGAAGAGUCCAGGCCAAAUCUUCAAAAUGCUCGACAUUUGUAUUUAGAAAUUCCACAAAAUGCUCAAAUUCCUGAGUCCAUCUACAGCACAAAAAAUCUACGCACCCUCAUUUUCGUUGGUCUUAGAGCUCAUAACUUGUCCAAGUUGUUCCAACAUUUUAAACGGUUACGGACAUUAACUUUGAGUUAUCAACGUGGGACAAAGGCAAUGAAACUUCCAGAUGCUAUAGGAAAUUUGUUACAUUUAAGGUAUCUCAAAAUAUGUUAUUACUCCGGAGGAGACAUAUUGCCUGAAACCAUCUGUAAUCUUUGCAAUCUACAAAUUUUGAAUAUUGCAAUUACUUUUGAAAAUGCGCUCAGGAAAUUACCUCAGGGGAUGAGUAAACUGAUUAACUUAAAACAUCUUAUUUUGAAUGAAGAUGAUGUUUGGAGCCUUAGGUUUAAGUUUCCAAGAGAGAUUGGGAGAUUGAGCUCUCUUAGAAAAUUAAGUUAUUUCUGUGUGGGUGGCAGGGAUGAUAGCCAAAGAUGUGAACUCGGAGAAUUAAAAUAUUUGAACCACCUUCAAGGAACUCUUAAAAUAUAUGGGCUGGGGAACGUGGUAGAUGUGUGUGAGGCCGAGAAUGCAGAGCUCAAAAAAAAGAUAGGCCUCUGUGAUUUGUAUCUGCGCUUUUCUGAAGAGAACGUAGAGAAUCAUGGAGGAAGAAUGGAGACUGACGUAUCAGUUCUGAAUGCCUUAGAGCCACCUCCAGGCUUGGAGAACUUAGAAAUUGAUCGGUACCAGGGCACCACAAUGUUCCCUAAUUGGAUGAUGUCCCUAGCCAAAUUGAAAAGCCUUACUCUGUCUUCUGGCUUAAAUUUAGAGCGUUUACCUCCUUUGGGAAAGCUUCAGUUCCUUGAAUAUUUACUUAUAGGUAAGAUUUAUACCCAUGAAUGUUAUCUUAUAAGUGCUUCCGAUUUUCCAUUCAAAAAGGUGGGUGUUGAAUUUUUGGGAAUAGAAUCUGAAAACAAGAAAGACGGCAUAAUCAAAAUAUUCCCAAAUUUGAAAACUCUCCACUUUUAUUAUUUGCACAAGUGGGAAGAAUGGAUUGGGAUUGAAGGACAAGAAGAGGAAGAUUGUAUUAUUAUAAUGCCUUGUCUUCAAAAGUUGGAAAUUUACGACUGCCCAAAGUUAAAGUCCUUGCCAGACUUCCUUUUUAAAACUUCAUUGCAGGAGUUUGAGGUGCAUAGCAGUCCAAUUCUCAGCAAACGUUACCAAAUAGGGACAGGAGAGGACUACGCCAAGAUUUCCCAUAUCCCAAACAUCAUGAUUGAUUUUAUUGAAGUGCAAAGAGACAGUCAAGAGAUGAUGAAGGAGGAGUCUGAUGAAGAAGAGUUUGAUGAAGAAGAGUCUGAUGAAGAGUUUGACCAAGAAGAGGAGUUUGAGGACGAAGAAGAGGGCCAAUGAUCUUUGCGUUUCUAGGUUCACAAAUUCUAGCUACAAGUAGAGAUUUAUCAAUGUUGAUUUGUGUGUGUGUUUGUGUCGCCAAAGUUCAUUCUCAGCUUGAUUAAGUGUUGCAAAAGCCUGAGCCAGUCACAGGUUGAACUCUAAACUAUGGUCCAUAUGGGUAACUGCAUUUUGCUUAAGACGGAAAUGGUCAUGCAAAUAACUGACAAUUUAUUUAGCACCAUAAUAAGGAAAACAGGAAGUCUUAGUGGCACCUUUGAAACUGUCUACAGCGUUCACCUUUUCAUGGUGGUUUUCAUAAUGGUAGUGUAGCUUGCAUAUUGUAUCGCAUAAUGAUACAUGACAGUGAGGUAAGUACUUGAUCAAGUUCUGGUUUUUUGUGGUGACAUUAUAUUUAAUCCCAGAGAUUUAAACUUCUUAUAUUUUUCCUGAUUUGUUGAGAACUAAAGUUGUAAGCAUUAUCUAAAGUGUUGUAAUCUUUAUUUGAUUAUAGUGAAUUAUUUGGAUU
This is a messenger RNA of Quercus robur (English oak), 4479 nucleotides long. Its product is annotated as putative disease resistance protein RGA3. Gene Ontology annotation, molecular function: ADP binding. The coding region runs from base 942 to 3971 and encodes 1009 amino acids. The transcript is spliced from 5 exons. NCBI's taxonomy places the organism in Eukaryota, Viridiplantae, Streptophyta, Magnoliopsida, Fagales, Fagaceae. The record is from RefSeq and is a predicted model, not a curated record. Gene Ontology annotation, biological process: defense response to other organism.